Ectocarpus sp. CCAP 1310/34 is the source of this 2838-nucleotide messenger RNA. The record is from the annotation of a GenBank genome assembly. Lineage: Eukaryota; Phaeophyceae; Ectocarpales; Ectocarpaceae.
CAACGCUGCUGGCUGGCUGGGCCUGCUUGGUACACAGAUUCACCUUGAUUGCUGUGUGUGAGAGGUUUGUACAAUGAGCGAGCCAAUGGAUGUGACCACGGGACCUGUUGACCCCAAUGCUUCCGAAGGUUCUGCUGCCCCCGCUGCCACGGAUCCGGCCCCUGCGAAGAACAACGGGUCCGCCAACGACGAUGCUGCUGCUGCUGCCCUCAAGCCAACCGGCGACGCCGCCGGCCACGGCAAUGGCAACGGUAAUGCUGCCGUUGCCCCUACAAUAGAAAACCCGUCGACUGAGGAGCCCUCCGGGGGUGAUGCUGAUGCAGCACCGCCCGCUGCACUCGAAGCAGCAGCUGCUCCGGAGGCAGCAGCCGCAGCCAAGCAAGGCGGAGCUUCUCCCAACGAAAGCGGCGAUGGUCAACCCGCCGCAGCGGCCGCCGCUGCUACUUCUGCUGCUGCCGAUGCUCCAUCAGAUACCAAAGGUGGCGGCGCCAAGGAGGACCCGAUGGAGGGAACCAACGAGGAUGUCGAGGCCAUGGCCGCGGCGGCCAAAUCACUAGCACAAGCGGCGGCGGCCGCGAGUGCGCCACGCAAGGAGACCACGGAGAGCGGUGCUGCUGGGGCAGCCGAGCAGCCCAAGAGGAAGCGCACCCGGCGGGGAGGGUGGGACACGCCUGCUGCCCCCGGCGCUGUGGUCAAGAAGGGGUGGGGGGACGCACCACCAGUGGCCCCUGUGGUUCCGAUGACCCCCUUGCAGGAAUUGCAGCGGAAGCUUGCCGAGGAGCAGGUGGCGGCCGCGAUGGGGCAAGCGCCACCGGUAUCCUCGGUGUCCGCCGGAGCCGCCGCCUUAGGUCUCACCAUGGGAGCGGCUAUGCAGGCGUCAGGGGCUGGAACAAGGACGCAGACUGCCCCUGCUCAGCCGAGCAAUCCCAGGCGCAUCUACGUUGGCUCCCUCCACUACGAGCUCAAGGAGAGUGAUAUCACGUCAAUAUUUGCGAACUUCGGGGCGCUCAAGCUGGUGGAUAUGUCCCACGACAGUUCCACCGGUCGGCAUAAGGGUUUCUGCUUCAUCGAGUACGUGGACGUGAAGGCGGCUGACGCGGCGCUGAGGGCGAUGAACGGCUUCGAGCUCGCCGGCCGCGCCAUCAAGGUCGGGCGGCCACACAACACGAACUCUGGCGUCGCAGGCGGUAUCGAAGGCAUGGGAUUGCCAGCGGCGAUGCAGCUUCCGGGAAUGGCGGCCUUCAUGGCCCAGCACUCCACCUCCGCGGCUGGCGGAGCGCAGGGAUCGGGGGUAGCUGCCGAACAGCUGAAGGCCGCCAUGGGCAUGACGACGGCCCCUGCUCAGACGAAGAUCUACGUCGGCAACGUCGAGCCACACAUCACGACUGAGAUGAUCAAGACGGUGUUCGAACCCUUUGGCAUGGUCGUGGGUGCGGAGAUGGUACAAGACCCUUCCAACCCUGGGAACCACAAGGGCUUCGGGUUCAUCCAGUACGCGCAGGAAAGCGUGGCGAGGACUGUGAUCGAUACGAUGUCGAGCUUUGAGCUUGCCGGGAGGACGUUACGCGUCGCCUGGGCCCAAGACCAGUCCAAGCCUGCACUCUCGGUCCUUCCUCCGGGUCUUUCGGCUGCUGGCGCCGCUGCCCAAGCCGCUGCCCAAGCCGCCAAGGCUGCCGCGUCCGCCGCUGGGGGGGCGGCCGCCGCCCAAGCCGCCGCUCGUCUGACGGCGGCUAGUCGCCUCCAAGGCUUGGGCAACGGCGGUGUCGCAAACAACGGGAGCAACGGGGGAGUUGGAGUUGUCGGGGGCUCCGCGAGGAGACUGCAGGGGGGAGGCGUCGGAGGAGCCACGGGGGUUCCCGGCGUGUCGAGAUGCAUGUGUUUGGUGAACAUGCUAGGACCAGAAGACGCUGACGACGAGGAUACCAAGGCGGAGAUUCUAGAGGAGUUCGGGACGUGCGGGACUGUGCUGCAGCUCCACGUGCACAAGCAACGAGGACCCGACGGGGCCGUGUGGGCCGUGAGAGUGUUCGUAGUGUUCUCCGACCCGAACGAGACAGUGACAGCCAUUCGGAAAAUGAACGGAAGGUUCUUUGCUGGGCGACAGGUGCAAGCGGCAGCGUACGAUCACGGGAUGUUCUCUCAGGGCUUGCUGGACAGUUGAUAAGCAUAUCCAGAAAAUGAAGUGUUCCAAGUGUUGUGUUCGAUGUGUCAUUUCAUUACCACGGCCGUUGACCCGCAGUUGGUAAGCUUGAGGAAAUGAAUGCUCUAUGGAGGCGCCUCGAAGGGCAUCGUGCCGUGGUGGGAUGGUCGGCUUGGUUUUCCCGUGUUGCUGUGGAACGUGGGCGGAUCUCGCCCUCAGUCCCACCUAUGCGAAAGCCUGCUUGUAGCGAGGUCUGCGCCCUUUGAGGGCACCGGGAAGGCUAGAUCCAAGGCCUGGAAGCAAUUGAUUGUUGUAUCUUUUUGUGGCAAGGCAAGUGCUCUCGCCGUUGCCGCCGACGCUCUCGCAAACGCCGCCUGGUGCCUGUGUUAGCUUGCGUACGGGAAAGGUUUUUCUCCUUUACGGGUGGCUGUUUGCAUGAGCAUGUCACGUGCGUUCCAUAUGCGACUGGUUGGCGUGCGCGGCCCCCCGAGGGUUCGCCUAGGGUUUGCGUGCGUAGAGCAAUGUACUCAGAAACUUCAGCGACGAACGAAGCAACUUAUCAACUGAUAAAAUAGGUGAGACAAAUUACACGUUUGGCGUCAGUGCCGUUGAAGUGUAAUAAAAAAAUUCUUUACGAAUGAGUUUGUCGUUCACGCUAACGUUUUUUGCACCCAGCGGCACGAUGACAGUUUCUUCGA